Messenger RNA from Cuscuta epithymum, 980 nucleotides. The record is from the annotation of a GenBank genome assembly. Lineage: Eukaryota; Viridiplantae; Streptophyta; Magnoliopsida; Solanales; Convolvulaceae.
UUUUUUGAAAAUAACACAAUGCAUGGCAAUAAUGAGAGCAGUCAUGUAACACGCUCUUAGCAGCGUGUCCUGUCUUGGUGAAAGUAAUAGCUCGUCAUGGGAGAUAGAAGAGGAUAUGCGUAAACGGUAUCUUGACCAUUUCAACUAAGAAGGAGAAUUCAAGCGAAGACCAAGCUAGAGAUUUUAGUAAGGGGAUUAUCGCAAUUUAGGGUCUCCUCAUCGCAUCGGAGCGGUGAAGGCCUAGGUUCCACGGCGGCGGCGGUCCUUGCAAGUCUAGGUUUAUUGGCGGGCGGCGCUAUAGCUUUCUUGGUGUUUCAGUGUCCUGGAUUUUGCUAGUUUUUUCCUCAUCUGGAGGAAGGGGUGGAACGCGGGUGCAUUCGGGCUCAGAGGACAUUGGCGAAUCUCAAUUGCAGCACAUUGGAGAUGAUAUGGAUCUGGAGAUUGUUCGUGUUUGGACUGGUGGUGCUUGUGCGGUAUCUUGGCCCAGAGAAGGAGGCGAAUCAUGGGAAUAUCAAGGUGUUGAAUGAAGAAGAUGAAGUGAUGAAGAUCCGCCCACCUCCUGAACCGCCGCCAUGCCGAAAAGGGGUAAGGGAUCAGAACAUUGCGCUGGAAGAUUGGAUUCAGCCGCUCAAUAAGUUCAUCCUGCUUAAUUUCAUUCUCCCCAUUUUUAGACUUUUUACUAAUAAAUUCGUUGUUGUUGCUUUUUUUUUUUGCUUAUGGUAGUAGGUUUUUUACGUUAACCGAGGGUUCGGCUAGUUUUGAUAUUGUUAGUGGGGGACGAAUUUAUUUUUUCAGCAGUAGCUGUAUUAAGCCUGUCUGGUGGUUAACGAUUCAUAUUGCUCCUUUAGGGGUGGUCGUCUCUGUGUCUAAUCAUAGGGCUAAUAGUAGUAGUUGGAAGGUGAAGUGUGUUGUCAGUUUUGGUCACUUUGAGAUUAAUGUAACGAUCUUGAUUUUAAUGAUAUCAAUAUAGUUGAUUUCCU